Molecule: messenger RNA, 2565 nt
Organism: Cryptosporidium ubiquitum
Lineage: Eukaryota; Apicomplexa; Conoidasida; Eucoccidiorida; Cryptosporidiidae
Product: DNA replication AAA+ ATPase
Exons: 1
Coding region: 1-2565 (854 amino acids)
Biological process (GO): DNA replication; DNA repair
Cellular component (GO): DNA replication factor C complex; DNA polymerase III complex; nucleus
Molecular function (GO): ATP binding; DNA clamp loader activity; DNA-directed DNA polymerase activity
Source: RefSeq, a predicted model, not a curated record
AUGGAACUAACGCUGGAUGAUUAUUUUUCAAGCUGUAAGGAGAAGAGGUUAAAAGAUAAUAAAGGUGGUUCAAAUAUUAAAAUAAGUAAAGAGGAAAAUAAUAAAGUAAAAAUUAAUGAUGAUACUGAAAGCUAUGAAAUUAAAGUUAAACAAACUUCAAAGAGAUCCAGACUACAUAAAGUAUUGAGCAGUGAUGAAGAGGAAUAUGAAGAUGAAAUUGAAACUUUGAAAAGCACUACGAACAGAAAGAAAAAAAAUCUUUCUCCUAAGGCUGAAAAGCAAAAUUCUCCUAAAAAAACUAAAUCAUCGUCCAAAUCAAACUUAAAUGCAGAAAAAGAUAAAAUUAACUCCGAUUCUCAAAAUGAGGAAGAAUUAAUAGGCCCUUUUAAUGGAAUGAGUAUCGUUGUUACUGGUACUUUUACUAAUAAUUCCAGACAAGAAAUUGAAGAUUUUAUAAAAGUUUUGGGAGGAAAAUUAACCUCAGCUGUAAGUGGAAAAACUUCAUAUUUAGUAGCAGGAAGUUCUUUGGAAGACGGAAGACCAACUGAAGAAGGUAGUAAAUACCGUAAUGCCAAAUCAAAAGGGGUAAAAAUUUUAAAUGAAGAUGAGUUUAUUGAAAUCUACACAAGUUACAAGCAAAAAGAAGCCAAACAUGACAGUAAAUCCCCUAAUAGGAAAACUCUGGGAGUGUUUGGAGCAGGAACACAAAAAAAUGAGUAUAAUAAUAGUAAUGAUAACUUUUAUAGUAAUCAUUCUUUAUGGACUGACAGACAUAAACCAGAAUCACUAGACCAAGUAUUGGGUAACGGCGAAGUAAUUAAAAAACUACAAACAUGGCUUUCUGAUUGGAAAUCUGUAAUAAUAGAAAACAAGAAAAAAGUUCCUCCGAAAGCUUCGUUUUCUCCAGGUAGCAGAUUUCCCCAAGUUGAAAAUAUUAAUGCUAGAGCAGCUUUAAUAAGUGGUCCUCCAGGAAUAGGAAAAUCCACAGUAGCUUCUUUAAUUGCAAAAAAAUGUGGAUACAUCCCGAUAGAGAUGAAUGCAAGUGACGAUAGAACAAAAGAAGUCAUUGAAAACCUUUCUGAAAGUGCAGUUGGUGGAUUUUCACUCUCAACUUUUGCUAGAAAAUCUUCAUCUAGUAACUACUUUGUGGAAGAAGGCGGACUAAAUACUAAUAUGUUACUAAUUAUGGACGAGAUGGAUGGUUUGGGAGGAAGCGAUAGAGGGGGAGCAGCAGCUCUUGGGAGGCUGAUUCAGAAGACUAGAUGGCCAAUUAUAUGUAUAUGUAAUGACAGAAUGAAUGAGAAAGUACGAAAUUUAGCUCCAAAAUGCUACGACUUAAAAUUUACCCGUCCAUCUAAAGUUCAGAUUAUCAAAAGAAUGCAGGAGAUCGCAAAUAAAGAAGGAAUGAAGGUUGAACCAAAUGCAAUUGAGCUACUUUGUGAGUCGGUUGGGAAUGAUUUAAGGCAGAUACUUAAUGAGUUACAGCUUUUAUCUUUGUCAAAUAUAAAUGUUCGCUUUUCCGAUAUUAAAAAAGAAAUUUCAGGUCAUUUAAAAGAUGUUCAAGUUACUUUGGAUGUUUUCUCUGCAACGAAAAAGCUUUUAACUACUAGUGAAUCAUCCCAUCUUUCAAUCAAUGAAAAGCUGGAGAUAUUUUUUAUUGAUUUUGAUUUAAUGCCUCUUCUACUUGAGGAAAACUAUAUCUCAGCAUUAUCCAUAAAAACUGGAAGUGGAUUUGGAUCUUCAAACCAGCAAAUGGCUGUAUCUCCUCAGGUGAUUGAAAGUAUCCUAGAAUCUGCAAACUUGUUUGUUGAAGCUGAUAUAUUUAAUUCUAAGAUCAGAUCUGAUAAUGAAUGGAGCUUACUUUCUGAAAUUGCAAUGAAUUGUGCAGUUGCUCCAGGACUCUGUUCAUCAAAUUCCUUCUUACCUAGGCCUGAAUUUCCAAAAUGGCUCGGAAAGAAUUCAACAGCUAAUAAAAAUAAAAGACUUUUAAGUGAACUUAUGGCUAUUAUUACUGUCGGAAGAAAAGGAAACUGCCCAACAUCAAAAGGACUAAGACUUUCUGGAUAUCUUGAUUUGAUCUACUACAAAGCCACAGCUCCUUUACUUGAUAGUAAAAUCGACACAAAAGAUGCUAUUCAAAUGAGCAUUUCAUUCAUGGACGAAUAUUGUCUCAAUAGAAAUCAUCUAAUCGAACAUAUGCCAUCUUUAAUGCUUAAAAACCAAAUCAGAACUUAUGAAAAAGUUGACAGCAAGACUAAAUCCGCCAUGACCAGAAUAAUUAACUCAACUACUCAUGCAGUCAAAUUUUCUAUACAAUCUAACAAAAGCAACAAGUCAGACGAUUCAGAAUUCUCAAGAAGAGGAAGAGAGGAAGGCCAGGAUUUAGAUGGGCAAGAAGUUGAUUUUGACCAAAGUGAUGACAACAAGGAUGAAAAAGAUGAAGAAUAUUCUAAAUUUUCAAAUGGUAAAUCUAAAACAUCAAAUGAACUUGGCUCACUAAUUAAAGUCAAGAAAAGCAAAACUACUGGUAAACAAACUAAAGAAGUCAAGAAGAAAACUAAAUAG